Molecule: messenger RNA, 2188 nt
Organism: Nyctereutes procyonoides (raccoon dog)
Lineage: Eukaryota; Metazoa; Chordata; Mammalia; Carnivora; Canidae
Product: basic helix-loop-helix ARNT-like protein 1
Exons: 12
Coding region: 217-1608 (463 amino acids)
Biological process (GO): circadian rhythm; regulation of transcription by RNA polymerase II
Cellular component (GO): nucleus; cytoplasm; aryl hydrocarbon receptor complex
Molecular function (GO): protein dimerization activity; DNA-binding transcription factor activity, RNA polymerase II-specific; RNA polymerase II cis-regulatory region sequence-specific DNA binding
Source: RefSeq, a predicted model, not a curated record
GUGACCAAUAAGUCCCGUGGCCCCUUGCUCCGCCCAGGGUGAAUCUGAGCUUUAAGAACUGUAACUUCAGAUGAAGAAACUUGAGCCCGGGGAGAGGGAGUGACCACCCCAGUCACCUGGUGUGGAGCUGGGACCCCCGUGUGGGUGGGCAGCGCACGGCCCCUCCCUCUUCGACUUGGUUUGGAGUUGGAGUCCCUUGCAAGUUGCAGACCUCCAAUGGCUGACCAGAGAAUGGACAUUUCUUCGACAAUCAGUGACUUCAUGUCCCCAGGCCCCACCGACCUCCUCUCCAGCCCCCUCGGCACCAGUGGCAUGGAUUGCAACCGGAAGCGGAAAGGCAGCUCCACCAACUACCAAGAAAGCAUGGACACAGACAAAGACGACCCUCAUGGAAGGUUAGACUACACAGAGCACCAAGGAAGGAUCAAAAAUGCAAGGGAAGCUCACAGUCAGAUUGAGAAGAGGCGUCGGGAUAAAAUGAACAGUUCCAUUGACGAGUUGGCUUCCCUGGCGCCCACGUGCAACGCCAUGUCCAGGAAGUUAGAUGAGCUUACCGCGCUGAGGAUGGCCGCUCAGCACAUGAAGACGUUACGAGGUGCCACCAAUCCAUACACAGAAGCAAAUUAUAAGCCGACUUUCCUGUCAGAUGAUGAAUUGAAACACCUCAUUCUCAGGGCAGCAGAUGGAUUUUUGUUUGUCGUAGGAUGUGACCGAGGGAAGAUACUCUUCGUCUCAGAGUCUGUCUUCAAGAUCCUCAACUACAGCCAGAACGAUCUGAUUGGUCAGAGUCUGUUUGACUACCUGCACCCUAAAGAUAUCGCCAAAGUGAAGGAGCAGCUCUCCUCCUCGGACACGGCGCCCCGGGAGCGGCUCAUAGAUGCAAAAACUGGACUUCCAGUUAAAACAGAUAAAACCCCUGGGCCAUCUCGAUUAUGUUCUGGAGCACGACGUUCUUUCUUCUGUAGGAUGAAGUGUAACAGGCCUUCAGUAAAGGUGGAAGACAAGGACUUCCCCUCUACCUGUUCAAAGAAAAAAGCAGAUCGAAAGAGCUUCUGCACCAUCCACAGCACAGGGUACCUGAAGAGCUGGCCACCCACAAAGAUGGGGCUGGACGAGGACAGCGAACCAGACAACGAGGGCUGUAACCUCAGCUGCCUUGUCACCAUUGGACGCCUGCAUUGUCACGUGGUCCCACAGCCGGUGAACGGGGACAUCAGGGUGAAAUCCAUGGAAUAUGUGUCUCGGCAUGCGAUAGAUGGGAAGUUUGUUUUUGUAGACCAGAGGGCAACAGCUAUUUUGGCAUAUUUACCACAAGAACUUCUAGGCACAUCAUGUUAUGAGUACUUUCACCAAGACGACAUAGGACAACUUGCAGAAUGUCACAGGCCAGGUAAGCUGGGCUGUACGAAAGGUUUUAAGGUCAGGGUGUCCCCCUGCUUCAAAACUAGUCCGCAUAAACGUUCCAGAGAAAUCUGGUUUACCAGACCCCCUGGUGACGUGGGGGUCAGCCAGCCCAGAGGUCUCGAAGCCAACAUCUCUGAGGUGACGAGGCUGGUGUUCCCAGGCCCUGUUUAUCCCCUCAAGGAGAACCCACCUCGGCCUGCCUAGCAUUUUUCUGUACUUAGGACAGUGCAGUUUCUGGAAAGUCUCUCUUGUUCAGAGGAUUUACAGGAACGCUGUAAAGAUUUAGCUCAAACAAAUCUGAUUCUCUUUUCCAUAAAAACCCGCAGUGCCUUCUGUAUUUUCCCUUGACUUUUGGCACCGGCACAGACUAGCCUCCUGGGAGGGACCAGUACUGACCCCUUCCCUCUGUGUCCCGUUGGUUCACCUCAGACCUGCACUUCCAAAGAGGCCCCUUGUUGUACCUCCACUGCCACAGCCCUGACUCAGGCCCUUGUGCCCAACCCAUAAUUGUGAUCGACUCCUAGCAGGCCUCCCUGCUCCCUUCUGCCCCCAGCCCCUUCCAUGUUUCAUACUUGUCCCAUUUAUGCCCCAACAGGUUGAGCUCGAUAAUGUCACAUCCCUGCCUGAACCUAUGGCCUUUAGACUCCAGGCCUUUGACCAGUGUUCAAGGCCCUCCUCAGCUUCACCCCCACCAGGCCCUGCCACUUGUGGGGCACUGCUGAGUCCUUCCCUCCCUCCCUCCGACACACUUGUAACCCUCCUUCCUCUGCGUAGCCGCUCCUCA